Messenger RNA from Sturnus vulgaris (Common starling), 3123 nucleotides. It is a transcript of the gene CKAP4, whose product is annotated as cytoskeleton associated protein 4. Lineage: Eukaryota; Metazoa; Chordata; Aves; Passeriformes; Sturnidae. Gene Ontology annotation, cellular component: rough endoplasmic reticulum. The record is from RefSeq and is a predicted model, not a curated record.
GGAGCGCCCGGGAGGUGGAGGCCUCCGGCCGGCAGCGGCAAGAGCUGGCCGCCACCCUGGACACCGUGGUGCAGAAGGUACGUUCUCUUCAAACCACAUUUGGAGAAUUUGAAUCCAUGAUGAAAAUCGUUCAGCAGAAGCAGGAGGUGAGCGAGAAGGCUGUUAAACAAGGGGAGAGUGAAAUAAACCGGAUCAGCGAAGUGCUUCAGAAGCUGCAAAAUGAAAUUUUGAAAGACUUAUCUGAUGGCAUUCACAUGGUGAAGGAUGCAAGGGAACGAGACUUCACAUCUCUGGAAAACACAGUGGAAGAGAGACUAACAGAGCUGACCAAGUCUAUAAAUGAUAACAUUGCUGUAUUUACUGAAGUCCAGCAAAGGAGCCAAGAUGAAAUCAACAAUAUGAAAACAAAGGUUGGUUCACUAGAACAUGCAGAUGUGUAUAAACAUGAAAUUAAGGUGCUAAAAGAUGCUUUAGAUCAGAUGCAAGCAUCCAUGAAAAUGAAAGAAAAGGACAUAGAGACCUUGAAGAGUACAAUAGACUCCAUGGAGUCUGAUGUGUACACUGAAGUGAAAGAGUUAGUCAACCUCAAACAAGAACAUGAAAAGUUCAAAGAGGCUGCGGACACUGAACACCUUUCAUUAAAAGCUUUACAAGAGAAAGUUCUGAGAGCUGAGGAUUCUAUUAUGCAGCUCCCUAGUGACAUUAAAAGACUUGAUGAAGAUUUACUGCAAAUUAAAACCAACCUCAACAAAUGGGAAGAUAAUGAACUCUUCAGAAAAGCAUUAGAAACUUUUGGGAAGAACAGUGAAGGACUGGAGUCUCGAUUGAGGCACAUAGAAGACAGCCUAGAGUCUCUAGCAUCUAUUGCUGCUCAAAACAGUGAAAAGUUGGAAUCUUUCCUUUCUAAGGAGGCAGAGUAUGCGAAUAAACUCAAUACCCUAGAACAAAGCAUUAGCACUCUUCAGGGACUCUCAGAUACAGACGUAACUUCAGUCACAGAUACUCUGAAAAAUCUUGGUGAGGCACAGACUUCGCUGUACAACGACAUGGAAAGCUUAAAGAGAAGCAUCAGUGACUUGCCAUCCUCUGGUGCUCUCCAGGAUGUCCAGAAGCAAAUUAGUACUUUGUUGGAUCAAGGAAAUCUUCAGGCAGGUCAAACGCUUUCUCAAGGCUACCUUGAAAAGUUUUCUUCUAUGGAAGGCUCUGUAGAUGAACUGCGAUCUUCUGUUAGCCAGGUUGAUUCCGAUUUGAAAAUGAUAAGAACUGCAGUGGAUAGUUUAGUCGCCUAUUCAGUGAAAAUUGAAAAUAAUGAGAACAACUUGGAGUCUGUGAAGAGCUCAAUAGAUGACUUGAGGAAUGAUCUGGAAAGGUUGUUCGUGAAAGUAGAAAAAAUACAUGAAAACAUUUAGGCAGUGGUGCUCCUUGGGCAAUUAAUGGGUUAAGGAGAAUAGCUUUUGUAUGCCGUGUUUUUUACUCUUUUAAAAAGCAAUUUGAUACCUCCAAAGAGAGUAAGAAUACUUUAAUAAUAGAGACAGUUCUGCUUAUUUCCUUAUUUCUUUUCCACGUAGUGUUUUUGGAGUUUUUGUUGUUUGGUUUUUUCUUUCCCCUAAAUUUUGUUUUAAGAAAACACAAGUUUAGUUGGGGGUUGAGUUUCUUAAGGGCUCAUCUUCUCUAUGAAGUUGUACCACUGUUAAGUGUAGUGGUGUAACUAAGGCACUACAGCCUUGUUAGCAUGGGCACAUAUUUAAUGGCAUGAAGGUGUUUCACACUGACACUAGAUACUCCACACAGAAGGGCUACAGCUGUUCUGGUACCCAAAGCAUACUGCUGCACUCACUGAGGAUUUUACUGGUAUGUUUUGGUUUGAGAAACAAAACUACACAUUAUCUUAAACUAUCUACUGUGGUCAACUUAAAAGAGUGGGGCAGGUGUGGAACACCUCAUCUGUUUCUGCAGUUUGGGACUCAGAUGUGUGGACAGUUUACCAAGGGUCAGCUGAGCUGUAGUGUGUUUCUGUGAGACCUUAAUCUGUACCAAGGAACUAACAAGGUCUGAGGUAAGUGGCACUGCCUGGGGCUAAGACCUAAGAGAUUCAUUCUUUGUGAUCACAGGCUUCUUUUCCAGCAUCUUCAGCUGCUGGUGCAGAAGAUCAGUGCUUAGGAGGGACAUCUGAAGGAUGGGAUUAAUUUCAAGAGGGUGCAGUAAUAUUUUUGUCAUAUUGUUAGAUUGUUUACAUGAUUAGGCUGUGUCUUCCUUGGAAAGGAAGGUCUUUGAUAAGAGAUUUUUCUGCAAAAAAUCAUCACAAAUUUGAGGAAAGAGAAGGACCAAAAUUGCACCUGUUGUUUUCCAUAUAUAACAAGCAUGCUAGCAACAGCAAUAAUACACUCCAAAACACACAAGAGGGAAAAUCACCUUGAAAUCAGCAGAAUUGCUUCUAUGGCAUGUACAUUUCCAAAUUUCCACAGCUAACAGUGACCUGAACUCUUGUUAUGUAUUCGGGACUUCAUGCCUGAUUCUUGUCACUAUUUUUGUCACCAGGUGUCUGGCUAAGGCAUUGGUAGCAAAGAUCCUUCUAGGAGACCUGCUCUAGGAGAGCGAGGAAAAAGUGUCAUAAUUCUGUAGAUGGUUCUUUUAGAAACCACUUCCUCGUGGAGCUUCUUUGGUUUUCUGUAUUUUUGGAAAGGAUUUCUAAUAUCUCUCCUUUUCAAGUUUACUUCUGAACUUUAUCCAAAAAAUUGGUAAAGGAGUCUACACAUAGGUACCUUGGAAAUAGGCCACCUCAGCCUGGACCAGACAGAUCCUUGACUGUGUUAGAUGAAAAAUUCGUAGAAAUAGCAUCUCCCAGAAAUGGGAACAGCACAGGUGAAAAGGAGUUCUCCUAGGUAAAUAGGAUACUGAACCAUAUCCAGUGUUGUUCCCGCUGUAAACAGGAAAGAAUUGCUGUCAGAGAAAGAGGGAGCCAUGGCAUUAAGGUAACUGUUGUCACUGUUGGAACUGCACUGUUCUUUGUUGACUUAUCAAGUUCUUGAACAAUGUUGUUUAGGUUACUGUGAAAUGAACUCUAUGGCUUAUUUGCAGUAUUUUUAAUACAUAAUAAACAUUUGGAAUAUUCUUUGCACUUUU